Anopheles funestus (African malaria mosquito) is the source of this 20063-nucleotide messenger RNA. RefSeq lists its product as uncharacterized. The record is from RefSeq and is a predicted model, not a curated record. The transcript is spliced from 18 exons. Gene Ontology annotation, molecular function: double-stranded DNA binding; protein binding; transcription coregulator activity. Gene Ontology annotation, biological process: regulation of transcription by RNA polymerase II. Bases 5314 to 11496 code for a protein of 2060 amino acids. Lineage: Eukaryota; Metazoa; Arthropoda; Insecta; Diptera; Culicidae. Gene Ontology annotation, cellular component: nucleus.
CUCAUCCACGAACCUAUCCCAGUGAAGCCGUAUGUAAUCGUAAUCGUCUGAUGCUCCCAUGUACCAUGGUGGGGUCUCUAGCGGUGUAAUCAGAUUUUCGGCGUGCAGUGAUUUUUGCGCUGUCGUCGCGUUUCGUUGCGGCCCUUUUGUUAUGGCUAUGUUUUAUUUUUGCUAGUCUUUUUCUUGUGAAGUUCCGUUCCGAAUGUGAGUUGACAAAAGGGUUCAAUGUAGAAACCGAAUCGUUUGUUUGUGUUACGAGUGGAAAUGAUAAACCGUAAAUUAAUUAGUCCAAUAUUAAAUUGUUGAAGACAACGAUCGGUCGGGAAAGGCAGAUGCAAAUUCCAAUAUAUGUUUUUUUUUUUGAAUUUUUCGUUUGGUAGUGUAUGGCAAGCAACAUUCAAAUAUAAAAACCAGAGACUAAAUGUGAAAGAAUUGUGAAAGUGUUAAAAAGAUUGGACAGAUAAAGAGAAGAUUAAGUGUCAUUUUUUCGGUCACUUCAACCAGCCAUAAACUAUGGCACUUUAUGUGUCCGUCGAAUAAAGCUUACGAGAAGAAAAGGUAGUUUAAAUCGAUAAGAAAAAGAAGAAGAAAAUUUCUGAAAUGAUUCGAACCAGAUUUGAAUCGUUGAAAGUGCUCUCUAAGAAAAAACCGUAUGCCAAACCAUAUGGUGUAACUUUGAGCGCUCGUUGACAGUGUCUACUAGUGGCAUCGUAAAAAUAAAAUUGUCUCCAUCCUUUAAAUAUGGGUCGGGUGCAAAUGAAUUCGAUUUUGUGUCGAGGCAAAAGAAGAAAGAGAGAGAGGGAGAGAGAGAUUGGAAAAUAUCUCCUUUUUUCAUCGAUAGAAAUCGAAAGUCAAACAUGACAUAAAAUGGGUGAUUUUUUGCUGGUUCUAGCAUACGGGUCGAUCCCAAUUCAAAGAGGGGUUCGUUUUCAAUGGUCCAUUUUGAUUCGCACAAGUCUCCACCCGCGUACUGUUUGUUUGGCUUUAUUUUUAUUUGGCUGCGCUACUGUCCCAGGAUCGUAGAAAGCGUGUAAAUAGAGUAAUAAAAUUCUGAACGCUAAUAAAAAUUGUAGUUCAGUGUGUUGGCAGUGAAAGAAGAAAAGAAUGGAAAGGAAGAGAGUUUCACUCUUCAGCAGGGCAUAAAUAAAAUAGACGACAAAAAAGAAACAGCCGAUAAGUUGACUGGUUAUCUCCUGGUGUAAGCGAAAUGGUAACAGUGCGGUUAGGUAGUCGAACUGAUGAUGGCUGAUGAUGAAGUUACAUGCAUGGAACUGUGUGGUAAUACAUCGGGUUUGGGUGUUGCCAUUUAUCAUGUUCAUUUGUGUUUUUUUUCGCACUUGUUUUCAACAUUCCGGGCGUUUGUUUGGCGUGAGAAAUUAUUACCAAGGAAAGAGAUUUAUUUUCGGUAGUGAAAAGAGUUAAGUACGGAGGUUUCCUAGUGGAAAUUUCCCGUUUUUAUUGAUAUUGGAUUUUUGUUGUUGUUGAUAGUAGCUUUAGGAAACAUAUUUUUUGAGUUUAUUUUUAUUUGUACAAUAUUUUUAAUUGAACAAGAUUAUGUCAAAUCAACUCCAUACGAGAUCGAUGUAGAAGGAUGCUCGUUGCAAGGAGCAAAAUAUCCUUAAAAUAUUUAUGUACCUUUUGCGCGUGUGUUGGAAUUUGUGUGUGCACGUAUUUUUGAUAUCUCAAAACACUUCCGUUAACAAAUAAAAUAUAAUGACAAAAGUAAACCUUACACGUACGAAAUGAGGCGAAAAAGGAUAACAGUUGCAGGCCUGCAGUUACAGCAGCAGGUGUGUGAAGGCAAAUCGCAACCAUUGAAAAAUGGUAAUAAAAGCGCAACAAAAAGAAUGAAACCAUGCCGUGUACAGUGUGCAACAUAAUAAAAAUAAAGUCAAACAACAAAUAAAGCAUAAAAGUGGGUAGAAAAUAUUAACAACAGUAAAGUGUACAGUAAUAAAUGUGUUACGAUUUUAAAAGGCAACCGUAAGCGUAAGAAAACACGGAACAGGGUUGAUGAGAAUUUUUACCACGAUUUUUGGAUACGUAAUCGUACAGCAGAAUCGGUAAAAGGGGGGAAAUCAGUUUUAAAAAAACAACAAGGAGAAAACAAGGAUCAUCUGCUUUCCAUGGGGUGUGUGUGUGCUUUUUUGUGUGCAAGAACCGCCAUCGUUCAAUGUGACUUCGCGAUAUUCCCGAUUGUGCGUACGGUGUGGAACAUUAUGCGUAAAUGAAAUAAAAUAUCAAGCAACAGCAAAAAAAACAUAACACACAAAACACAAAUUAAAGGCUAUUACGUGACAGCAGUAUGUACGCUGGGGUGAUUUUAGGAUUGCGCGAAACCAGAUGCACGACCAGAAGGAACAAUCAUUUAUCUGUCCCGUUUUAUGCGCGGUUUACUUACGUGAAAAUCGAAUUGGUCAGCCAAACGUUGAUUAUAAAUUUAAACCAAGUGAUAAAUUCUGUUUGUAUGCUUUUGGGGACAAAUAAAAUAAAAAUACAACAGGGGUAGUGAAGAUUACCGUAGUCUUUGAAAAUGGGGUUGAAUUUCGUUGUUUCUUUACGUCUCUUUACGUGACGCUUAAUGAGAUUGUAUAUGACUGCUGAGAGUUUAGAUAUUUAUGAAAUUGGCAACAUUCGUUUUGGUACGUGUUUUUGGGCAGGGGAACAUAAUUUGUGUAUUUUGUUUGGCUAUACGAUGGUUUUACGAGUGCAUGGUUUUGUUUGUUCCGUACCCAAGAAAAAAAGUUUUUAUAUCGAAUUGCGUUAAUUAAGUUGCGUAAUUUUUUAAACCGCUGGAAAGCUAACAUAUUUGUUGUAUUUAUGAUGUUAUAUUUUUAUUAAAAAUAUGAAUAAUUUUUAAAUGGACACUUCACAGGAUUUUCAAGAUUUAUUGGGUUUCUAACAUAUCUGGACUUUGUUAAAGUUGAACUAAAACUUGGUUAGGAAUUUUUCACAUUUUCUGAGGAAGGAUUCCUCUCUCAUAUCAGCAUAUUAAUAUUAUUAAUUAUAAUAUUAUUUUAAUAGAUAUUACUUAAAAGAGACAACACAAAAACAGUUCAAAAGAAUUCCACGUUCGAUGUUAAACAUAUUACAAGCAUAUUGUCCAAACGCCGACUUGAACAUUAUACAAUGAACUGAUAAUAAUAGGAAUUAUCGUUGGCACGAGCAGCACGUGGUAAAAAUAUGAUUCCGAAUCGAUAUUUUAAACCAUUCAUUCAUCGAACAGUGGUCUCCCUUCAACAUAACUUCCCCAUCGGCUGAGUUAUCACAAUCUCGAACUGCCAUAUAUCAUAUUUCCGUAUCAAACUCGGAACGGCCGGGCUAUGGUGUGUUUUGCAGAUUAGAUUGAACCGGAUUGAAAGCUUGUGUGGUGCGCUUAAGCGCGACUUGACUGCUGACAUUAUCUUAUCCGGAUUUAUUUCACCCCAUCCCACCUCCUGCCUCCACACCGUUUAGAAAGAAAAACCUUGAAACCAUCAUCUUGCACACAUCGUGUUUUGUGUUGCGCUUUUGCCGACAAAUGGCGACGUAAGUUCACGUGCGACGCCGGUCCUUGCAUGACUUGUAAUUAAAUAUCCUGACCGAUUUAAGGUUCGGUUUAUGUGUGUGUGCGCGCGUGUUUGCUGUUCAGUGAGAGAAGCGUUCAAUUGCCAUAAGCCUUCCAUUGUGUGUGAAGCAUUAGGUUUGAAGCUUUCGUGAUCGAUCCUUAGCCGGGCGUGGGUUCGGUAGAUGGUGGAGAAGAGUUUAGUGGCGUAUACGAACGACCAACGACACACAGCCCAUUAGCACCGGUAGCAAUGGGAUUUUAUCCGUUUUUGCUGGUGCUAAUGGACAAGCAAGUAGCAAAUCGAGAAACAAAACAGAACCGUACCGAUGAAGCAAAAAAAAAAACAGAGCCAGUAACCGACAGCAAUUAAACGUACUUCCAUUUUAGAUUAUGUUAGAUUGAGCGAUAAACGUUAAAACAAUUAUAAAUCAUCGCUGAGUGCGCCAACAUCGGUGGCAUGUAUUUUUGGGGGGAGAAAGUGUAACUCUCAGCCAAUAGCAAAAGUGAGUGAAGUGAACCAUUGUGUGACCAUUGUGAGUUGUUGUGCAGUGAACGGAAUUCAAGCAGUUAGUAGUGUCCAAGUGUACUGGAACGAGACUUUUUGGGUAGUAAACGAAAGGAUUACCGAAAGACAUUCGUUGAAUGAAAAUGUCAAAAUGGAAGAAAAUAAAACGUGUGACACAACAUCGUUACAUCGUGUAGUAAUACGAGAAAAAAGUGUUUAAAGCAAACGCACAGCGACAACUUACCAUCCUGAAAAGCAUUAGAAGUGGGUUUUUGUUUAAAACAAAAAAAAAAUCCACACAUAUUUCACUUAAAACUCGUCACGCAAGCAAAAAUAACACUCACACACAAGCCCUGUUAGUUCGCUUGUGCAAACGAACAUCACGUGCGGCUUAGUGUCACACGCGCGUGUCACGGUUCGGCAUUGCGUCCGCCAGGUUUCCGGUUUCUGGUUGCAACCCAUUUGUGCAUUGUGCACAAGUUUGACCGAUUGGGUCGACAUAAUAACAUAAUUAUUAGCCUGUGUAGCGGAUGAAAAUUAAAAAAAAAAUAAAACCCCUCACUCAUACACUUUUAAACGUAAUGAUAUUAACCGAAGACAAUGUGAGGGUAAUUUAUGCGCGCGAAGCAAAUGGAUGAACAGCGUCCAUAUAUUAAUAACACAAUAGUAAAGUAAUAUUAAUGAUAAUCGUGCUACAUUAUCCAACCGGUGCGUACGUGACAUUUAAUAGAAAAAGAAAAAAACACACGUCCCUUGCUUGUGGGAAGACGUGAAAGAACCAGCAACGGGAAAGGAGGUUUUAAACUGAGUGAAUCAUUAAAAAAAGCUUGAUUUAUUGACCAGACUGUGGACACGGGUUGAGAGUGCUGAGUUGAGUGUGUGUAUGUGCAGAGGAUUAAUGUGCCACCUGGUGGUUAGCCAUGCUAUUGAGUGGUUAUGAAUUCAAUUAUGAGCUUUGUUGAGUAUAUAAACGUGACAAGCUAAAAACAAAUAGCACUGUUGAAGUUGCUGGUUAGUGAUGUCCGCUAGUGGUGAUGUUUAAUCGCUGAUUAAGCUUUGUAUUGCUUAAGGGAUGUUUUCACGAGAAUUUGUUUUAAAAAAAUGCAAAUGAAAUGAAGAAUAAAACAUUGUAGUAGAACAACGUCUAAAGGCACAAAGUAAAAAUAAAAAUCUACGAACAGUCGUACACCUGUCGUACGUCAGCUUUGAUACCGAACCCAUCCUCACAUACGCCGGAAAGCUGGACCACGCACCGGUUUCCAUGAUGGCCGGCUAUCGGCAUUUACCACCGCAUCACCAAGCCCGGCCCGGGAUGUAUCAUCCACUGGCCGGGCACGGUAUGCUUUAUCCGCCGCAACCGGCCCACGGUGGUCCCACAAUGAGCAGCCUGCAACAGCAGCAGCAGCAGCAGCAGCAGCAACAGCAACAUCAGCAGCAAGCCGCUGCCCAAAUGUCCUCCCAUUCCCACCAUCCGCAACAGCAGCAGCAACAGGGUGGCUCCUCAGCUGGCCAUCAUCAACCACCGAUACCUCCACCGUUACCUCCCAUGCACACGAUGCACCAGCAACAGUCGCAAGCGCAUCAUCCGGCCGCGGCACAUGCACAUCCGGCCCAUCCGCACCAUAUGCUGACGCGGCACUACCUCGGCAUGCAUGCGGGCCAUCCGCGGUUGCACGGGCUCAACAUGACCUCCAGUAUGCCACUGAAUGCAAAUGGCGAACCGAUCAAACUUCCGGAUAAUUUGGAGAGUUUACCCCGGGCAGACCAUUUCCCAACCCAACGACACCGGUGGAAUACCAAUGAGGAAAUUGCGGCCAUCCUAAUAAGCUUCGAUAAACAUUCCGAAUGGCAGUCGAAGGAGGUGAAAACGAGACCGAAAAGUGGUUCGAUGCUGCUAUACUCAAGGAAAAAAGUACGCUACCGACGUGAUGGUUACUGCUGGAAAAAGCGCAAAGAUGGCAAAACAACCCGCGAAGAUCACAUGAAGCUAAAGGUGCAGGGUACCGAAUGUAUCUACGGUUGUUACGUCCACUCUGCCAUCCUGCCAACCUUCCAUCGGCGCUGCUACUGGUUGCUGCAAAACCCGGACAUCGUGCUCGUGCACUACCUGAACGUUCCGUAUCCGGACGACAACAAGAUGGCUGUCAUCACGCCUAAUCUGGCCCUCUGGGGUGACAAGAAAGAGUGGACAAAGGAGGAGCUGGUAAGCCAGCUGAAGCCAAUGUUUUUUCCCACAGUUUUCAGCGAGGACGAACCGGACACGGCGAACGAGAUUGAAAUCUCGACGGCCGAAACGGUGGAAGCGAUCGUAAGCCAGCUGAUGGAGAAGCAGCGGAUGGCAAGGCAAACCGCGCUAGUGAAACAGCUCGAGUGUGGCUGCCCGGAUGCGAACUGUGCCGAUGGGAAGUCAUGUUCUCAUCCGAUGCGACGCAUCAGCGCAGCGAAGAGUGUGCAGGAGCUGGGCAAACGGACGGACGGACAUGGUGGUGGUACGGCACCGAACGUACUGAUCGGUUCUAGGAUGUAUCCCCGAUGGUUGGAUAAUCGAAGGAUGGCGACUGGACGGGUUGAGCAGCAGCAGCAGCAACAACAACAGCAGCAGCAAUCGCAACAGCCACACCCACAGCACACCAUCCUCGAUCCGAAUGGAGCGCGCGCCAUCACACCGAAGACGCUCGAUUCGUCGAUACACUUCCAAGUCAUUCCUACCUCGGCCCAGAGCCUUACCGGUCAGAAUUCAAUUAGGCCCGGCAAUCAGAACCCAUCCGGGCUGGUUUCGCUGAGCGGCAGUAACAGUAGCUCACAAUUAACAAGUGUCAGUAGUCACAUUACAAACGGCAUUGGCGGUGGUUCGCAAGGCAAUCAUCUCGGAGGACAUCGAUCGGCCAUGAUUAUCACAACCAAUCAGCAUCAGCAACAGCAGCAGCAGCAGCAGCAACAUCAUCAACAGCAACAUCCACAUCAUCAUCCCCAGCAACAGCAUCCUAAUGUUCAUACGCACCAUGGACAUCCUCAACAUGCUCAACAGCAACAUACGCUUACGAUGAACGGUAGCAGUAAUUCGUCCAGCAGCAGCAACAGCACCAACAGCAAUAACACCGGCAACACCAACGGUAGCAAUCAAUUAACUGCGAUUGGCCACUCCAAUCAAGUGACACCAUCGAAUGGUAACGGUGCCGGAACUGGCACGGACCGGUCCAACACGGUGAACGGUGUACCUGCGGGAGCUCGCGAUACGAACAUCAAUCUAAACGGUAGCAACGAGAAUCAUAUAUCAAUGAUCGGAUCCACCGGCCAAUCCAAUCGUCCAUCGAAUACGCUCGGUGCGAAUCAACGGUCCGGUGCAGCUGCGGAUGGUAGCUGCGGGGACACAAAUGUUGCAAACGGGUCAGGACUGAUGUCGAACGGUAGCAACAAUGGGCAAGGUGGUCAGAGUGCGACGGUUCAUCAUAACCGUAUUACGAUUAAUGGCAACAGUGCAUCGGUAGCAACAUCGACCCCACCGCUGGUGCUAAGUUUGGGUCAGAACCUUGGAGCGCCCGGUAGUUUGUUAAUUUUAAACGGUCAACAGCAAUCGUACGUGUGCCAAUCGCAGCACCAAAAGUCGAACGAUAAGGAGCCAGAUGCGACCAUCAAAACGGAAGCUUCUUCCAGUUCGAUCGCGAAGCAAGAAAUGAUGGAUGCAUCAUCAUCACCAGUACCAUCGCUAACGCACCAUCAGACACGGCAGUCAUCACAACCCUCGAGUAGUUCACCAUCGUCUACUACAACGGGUGGCACCUCCGAGAAGCAAUCGUUCGAGAGUAUAUUUGGCUAUCAGGAUCACACACCGAUGGCGAGUCCGGUACAGAGCAUGGAAAACAGUGGCCCAACGCAUCAUCACGACAAUCUGCCAUUCUUCAACGAAACGCUCGAUCUGUCCCAGGAGGAUAUACAGAAGACGCUUAGCGCUAACAUGCCCCUGGGUGGACACGUUACCGGGCACGACAGUACGCCGACGGAUGAUGCAAUGAACGGUGAGAUUAACCCGAUGGAUUUCAUCGAGAACUGUGGUGAUGUGAACCACGGUACGGUGGAUGACGAUGUGUUCGUAAAUCUGGAUGCGUUUGAUAUGCUGGUGGAGUUCCCGGAGUUGGAGCUGGAUGCGAAGAAUGAAUUUUUGCGCGACAGCACCAACGAUGACGGUACGGGUGACACAAGCGGUGGAGGAGAGCUUGCUGGCGAUAGUGGUAGCGAACUCGGACAGUACAAACAUCACGUACAGAACGAGCAGCAGCAACCGCAGCAAUCUCAGCCGAUCACAAAUGCGUCCACCAUUACGGACUUUAGUCCGGAGUGGGCAUACCCGGAGGGUGGCAUCAAGGUGCUGGUAACCGGACCGUGGAGUGCCAGCUCCGCCUAUACAGUAUUAUUCGAUUCGUUCCCGGUGCCGACAACGCUCGUGCAGGACGGUGUGCUCCGGUGCUACUGUCCAGCGCACGAGGUCGGCGUCGUGACGCUGCAGGUCGCCUGUGAUGGUUUUGUGAUAUCCAAUGCGGUCAACUUUGAGUACAAAUCUCCGCCAAAGUUCGAGACGAAGUGUGAAGGUAACGGUAACGAUAUGCUGUACAAGUUUAAUCUGCUUAACCGGCUCGAAUCAAUCGACGAGAAGCUACAGAUAAAGGUCGAACCGGGAGAGUUGCCGGAAGAUACGCUACUGUUCAAGCAGAACAACUUUGAGGAUCGGCUGGUAAACUACUGCGAAACACUGACAGCCAAAAUGUGGCGCUCCGUAACUCCGGGACCGUUUAUUGAUAAGCAUCAGGGUAUGACACUGCUCCAUCUGGCAGCGGCACUCGGAUAUGCUAAGUUGGUGCGCACGAUGCUUACUUGGAAGGCGGAAAACUCGAACGUCAUCCUGGAGGCUGAAAUCGACGCACUCAGUCAAGAUAAGGAUGGUUACACGCCACUGACACUUGCUUGUGCUCGGGGACAUACCGAGACGGCCAUCAUACUGUACAAGUGGAACCAGAACGCACUGAACGUACGGAACCACGCGCAGAAAAGCCCGGUCGAGGUGGCCCGUGACUAUGGACACGGUGAGCUAGCGCGGGAACUCGAACGGCAGGAAAAGGAGCGACUUCACAUCCAGCAGCGCACACCAACGAGUGCUUCCAUUCCGACGCUUGCCUCCAUCUCGUCGUCUACGACGGCUUCUUCCAGCACGAUUUCCGCUUCCUCCGCUACGCCAAACACAUUGCCAACCAGCUGCUCGAAUCACUCUUCCAGCACCUCAUCACCAGCGGCUUCACCCGCACAGAAAGCCACCGGACAUCAGGAUGGCGCAUCAACAGCCGGUACGCAGGGGAAUCGUUUUUCCGGUACCGAUCUUCUUAGCAAUCUGAACGAAAGCAAUAGUAGCAGCAGUAACAGUAGUAAUAGCAGCUCCAGCAGCGCAGGUACCGACUGCAAACCGACGGAUAGCAACAACAACCUGCACUCCAAUGCCGGUGGUGAUAUGCAUUCGCUGGCGAACGAUGCAUCCGGCACGAUGCACAACUUUCUGAACCUAAAUCAAAUCUUCAGCUAUGGCGAGGGUUUACAUGGUACGAACAGUGAUAGCUGUAGUAACGAUAACUUCGGUCUGGUGGCAGCAUUCAAUCCAUCACUUUCACCGACCGCCCUGUCGCCGUACAGCGAGAUGAAGGGUUCCUGCUCGUCGACUGGUUCACAGUCGGGUGGAUUACACUAUGGGCUCGAGAAUACCAACUCCAAUCCGAUGCUCUCGAACGCACUGUCACCAAACUCGGACAGUAAUCGUAGCCACGAUGGAGUGUUCCUGCGUCCCGGUGCCGUCUAUUCGAGUCAAAGUCCUCCCGGUGCGCGACUUUCCAAGCGCUCGUCGAUCGAUAGUGGCAUCAACAUGGACAACCGUUCCGGUGGGCUUAGCCGUACGGGAAAAACGUUCCGCGAUGCUCAGCGCACCAAUCGCAUGGAUCGCAGCAUGUCACUACCGCUGGCAUCGGGUGGUGGACAACCGAGUGGUAAAAAUCAACCCGGCACACCUUCCAGCACGGCUGGUGGUGAUCGAGAAACGGACAGUUUCUCACUGUCGCUAAGCGAACGCACUACCGAAUCACCGUCGCAGGUGUCGAGCAAUGUUUCACUAUUGUCACCAUUGCGCAAAAUGGACUUUGCACUGUGUGAGGUUUCGGCUACGGAAAGCAGCCCAAUGUGCGAGGAUGCUGACUCACUGCAGGAGGAUGACUGUCACCUGCCGCACCAUCAGCUUCCCGAUAGUAUGGAUAUGGGUCAGGGAUCCAGUGGGAAUGGUGCCGGUACUGUGACGAACGCCGUAGGGGAUUCGGAUGCGAAGGUGCUUACACUAGCCGAGCAAAUAAUCGCUGCCAUGCCAGAGCGUAUUAAGAACGAAUCAGAAGAAACUAUGUACCUUGGCAGUCCGUUGCCAGAUUCAUUGAACGAGGAUACGUCCGGAAUGGGUAUAUUGAAUGAUACCUUUAUGGAGCCGUUACUCGAUUCGCUUCCUUCGUCACAGUUUGAUCAGGAGUUUAACUUUGAGUUCAGUGAUCACAACUACCGAUAUCAUGAUGUCGGUACACCCUGCUCUAGUCUGAGUCCGGCAUCUUCUGGUCCGCUACAGUCGCCUGCCAGCUAUUCCAUACCGCAAGAUCAUCCUGUCGGGUCACCAAGUCCUCCUCCAACUACGCAAGAUUUUACCGAAUUUCUGCAAUCCUCAAGCGGUACUGUGCGACCGUUUGAAGCUGAUUUCUCUAACCUAAAGCUAAACGAUCGUGAGCAGCGUGAGCUUUACGAAGCGGCCAAAUGCAUCCAGAAGGCGUACCGUUCCUAUAAGGGCCGGAAAAGCCGCAUGGAGGAACAGGACAAGGAGCGUACGGCGGCCGUUGUGAUACAGAACUACUAUCGGCGUUACAAGCAGUACGCAUACUACCGACAGAUGACACAGGCUGCCCUCGUCAUCCAGAACGGGUAUCGGUCGUACUGCGAGAACAAGCGGUUCAAAAAAUCUCAAACCAGCCAGCAGCAACAGCAGCCGGUAACGAGCAGCGAGGAGGACAAGGCGUCUGCACAAUGUCUUGAAACGUACUACCAAAACUUCCGCAACGAGCAGAAACAGCAACAAUCGCCUCAGCAGCAACAGCAGAACAAUCAGCAGGGAGGUUCCGUCUCGAAGGAACCAAGUCCGUCGGGUCCCUUAAAACGAACCUAUUCGCAACGAACACAAAAUCAGGCCGCUAGAAAGAUACAGCAGUUUAUGAGACAAUCGAAAAACAAUACAUGGGAUGAGCAAAUGACUAACUUGGCUACAGAGAGAACGAGCCGAAAAAGAGAGGCUGGUCCACCUACGCAGGGUGGAGUACCUCCAAAGCUUGCAGUGUCACGAACAGCCCGAGGCACAGCCUACCAGCGCUCCAAAGUGAACUGAAGCAGGUUGCAAACAUACGGUUGGCGUUACUCGCAAGGUUGAUUGUUCCCGCUUGGCCGCAUCCCCUUCGCAGUUUGCAUGAUGCAUCCGGCGAUAAUGCAUUACAUCUGUAAGCGUUACUUGCAUUAGCUAGCUAGCUAUUUGAAUUAUAGCUAGCGUAUUUGUUUUUAUCUUUAGGGAAUAUGUUCGCGUAAGGUAGCUGUUACACGUGUAGUGAAUCUUAAUUUGUUGUGUUAUUUACUUUACAUUAGCAAGUCAAACGAGCGUUUAGUUGUUUUGUUAAAAUUAAUAGAAACAAAAGAAAAACAGCCGUCCCAGCAUUGCGUUACGUAGCGUUUCGUUUGCAUCGUUUCACGUGUGCGGUGAAAUAUUUCACACCCGUAACGCUUGACUGAAAUGUUUCAGCAACAUUACGCCAGGUGGCGCUAGCAAUGCGUUCAGAGAUGUUUUGAACUGUAACUGUGCACGUGUGCAGGAAGAAGAAAAAAACACACGUGUGGUUGAAAGUUUUGGUGGAAAAAGUUAUCAAACAAAGCAAAUAAUGUAAAACAUAUAAACGAGCGAACGGUGUUGAUGGGAGCGUUUAAUCUGAUACCUGAAAUUUUAGUAGAAAAUUCUAGUUAAAUAAUGUCUCUAGCGUGUGUGGUAAGAGGAAAGUGUUAAACAAAAAAUCAUACAAUAGUAAAAAAAAAGACAAAAUCAGAACGAAGAAAUGCUGAUCCAAAUGUGAUUUCAAACUCUUUUUAAAAUAACAAAACACGCGCAUAAAAUGCUCGCCUAUCUCGAGCUCUACUGUUAUUUGAUGAGCGCAAGUGCGUGUCCUGUGUGUUGCCAACUGUACUGUGAGGGCUUACGAGCAGACUUAUUUUCGAAACGACGAAAAGCGAAUGUACACUAUGUAUGCGGUUAAAAUGGCUACCGGAAGAUACGGUACAAAGUAGUGUAGAAACGAUUAUUUAUAGAUAAUAAUGCAAGUCGCACACAGCGUGUGCCCUGGCCAUUGUUUGUCGAUUUUGGUGAAGCGAAGGGACAAAGAGAGAACGUAAAUACGACGCUGAUGAAGUUCUUACAUCACAUGCAAGAAAGAAUCCUUUACGAAGUAUGAUAAUGUACAGGCUAGAGCAGUUGUUAUGGUUCUUGUUUUAUUUAACUGAUGAAACUUUUUUACACUAGAAAACAAAUAGUAGAUUACAGAGAAUGGAACAAUAGAAAACAACUAUUUAUAAUCUUGCGAUCAAAACCACACAUACGCAUUACGGUGCAGAGUUGCUAACUUUAAGCGCUAAAGCUUUUCCCGGCCUUCGCUACAUACGCACGGGGAAAGCGGUUUUGUACAUAGAACGUUUUGAUUCGGGAUAGGGAUACAUGGGGUACCGUCAAACAGUGAUUUUCUAUUUAAUUGUUAACUUUUGUUAAAUUCAACUAGAUUCUACACCUAAAGCGAAACAUCAUGCACACGCAAAACAAAACAAGCAAAGCGUUGGUACUUACACUACCAUAUAGUGCGCGUGUGUGUAUGUGUGUGAGCGUGUGUGUAAAUUUGUGUAAAAUAUUUGCGAAUUAAACAGUCUUUAGUCGAAGUAUGGAAAUGGAUAAGGAUAAGGAUGAUAGAGAGAAAACAAAAAAAAAACACGACAGCGAUCAAUGCUACCUAUAUAGACAUAUACAUAAAAGUGACAUAUACAUAUAUACAAGCUAACUAUUUAUCUCUUUUUUACAACGUUUCGAAAUGAUAAAGUAAAUACAGACAGUAAUAUGUAUCGCGCCAUUCAACAAACAAAAAAAAUAUCUCUUUCAAGUGAUUAUAGGAAGAAGAAAAAAAGGAAAACAAAACAAAAAAAACAACCUGUUACAAAACCUGUGAGGCACUAGCCGGUAGGAAAUGCAGCACCCCACGCUGCCAUGUUUACUCGUCUCUCAAGGGUGACACUGUGUGCGUCCAUCUUAUGACUUUCAAGCAGUAAAACAAUUACAAAUCUAUCUACAAAUCUGUGAACCAGAUACGCCACGGACAGGAGGUCUAAAAUCAAAUCAAAGCAAAAGUGAAACAAACGAGAAGUCUAAUACCUGAAUAGCAAAAAGGAUAUGCAAGGUGCAUUGUGACAUAAAAAAAAAAACAAAACAAGUACUGAUCAGUUUCGCACCAGCAUCUCUCUUUCGGCUGGCAUACAUAAACAAAGGCAAAAAGGCUUCACGUGGGAGAGGAAAAAAAAAACACAAUGAAGAGAGGCGGAAAAUAAAAACCAUGGACAACAACAAAGAAAUGUGACAAAAUUUUGAAACUUGAAACAAUUUACACUCUCAGCUACUUGCCAUUUUGCACUAUCAAGCGCGCGUAUUCGAUUUUCCCGAUCGCGGAUCGAUUAAUAACUCUACUGGUAUAUAUUAUAUACAUUACUAAAAGCUAAUCUGCUAAAAGAAAAGGGCAAAGAGAAAGAGAAAAAAACCGGUUAAUUGCAGCACGUUCGUACACCAGUGUAUAUAUUUCAAACAAAAACCAUAUAUAUAUAUUUGACAGAAAUGCGAUGAGAGCUAUAUAUAUAUAUAUACAUACAUACAUAUAUGCAUACAUACAUAAAACAUGCAUUGCUACAUACAUACAUACGUGCAUACCUACUUACCUUGCGCGGUUAAGCACUGCAAAAGGGCCGAGUUAAAGACGAGUUCCAGUUUAAACAAUUUCUCCAUUUGCAUAAGAAAGAAAACAACAAGAAACAACAAACAAAAAAAAACAACACUAGAAAAUUGAUAGAUGACAAAUGAUAGGUACGGUUUAAGCAUUCUUUACAUUCUUCUUGCGAUAGAAAGUAGAAUAGCAUUAUGAAAACUAAAAAUAAAGCAACAACAACAAAAAAAAACAACUUCAUACACAACAGCAAACGUACUAAAUCUAAAACUAACAUCAAUCUUUAUGCAUAAAAUCAUUUAAGAUGAGCAAAAACAAGGAAGCAAAUAAAAUUUAAAAGCAGCAAACACAUAUAUAAAACAAGAACAUACACAAAUAGGAUAGCGCUAGUUUAAGUAAAGUAAUGAAACAAAAUAAGGAAAAAAGGGAAAGGAAACCAACAGGUAAUAAGAAGCAGUAAUAAUAACACAUUACAAAAGAGAACAAAACAUUAGCACGGAAUUGAAUGCCGUUUCGAAACAGUUCCGAUUUAAACAGUUCGAAAACAAAGUGGUAAAUGAGUUUUGUUUUUUCUUCCUCUCCUCUUGGUUUGUUUGUUCUCUUUUUGUUCACUUUCAAAGUUACAGUAGCAUUUGCAGCACAAAACUAAACCAUUAAAAACGGGCGAAAAGUUUAAGGUAGUGUAAGAAAAUGCUUAAAAUAAGAGAAAAGCUGUACUUAAAGUGGGGAAAAAUAUGUUCACAAGAAGUGUGAAAGAAUUUGUCAUGUUUUUAUCACGAUGUUUGGUGCUCUUUUGUUAUGUCUUUUCGAAGGCUUGACGUGUUGUGUUGUUUCGCUUGUUUGAUACACAGCACAUGGCUGUCUUACAGGUGGUGCAGCUUUAAGCUUGUUGUAGGCUUUAAAAGUCUUUUCCUAUUGAAUUGCUUCCUGUCCUUUUGCUGCGUUGGAUAAGGAAGCGGAUCUCGUUUUACGUAUGUUUUUUUUUUGUUGCAAUUCAAUUGAAUUUAAUUUUACUCCAAAUCCCUCGCGAGGGAGUUGUGCUGUCCUUCUAGACAAUCAAGAAGGUGUAACAGUUCCGGGCAGUGGAGGCAUGUCGCAUCAUAUCAAACGAACUGCGCGACAAAGAGGACGUUACGCUUCACCUGCCCAACAGGUCACAAGUCCUAUUGCCGUUAGUCGUAUUUUCACUUUUGAAUGGCAACCAACACGGAAAGAAAUGGUUCAAAGUCAGGUGAGGGGCGAUGGUUUCGUUUCGCAAGAAAAUCCUUCCUCCUAAUUGGGGUAGGUUACAUUUAUGCAACGAACAGUUCCACCGACCCGUGACAGAUGAGCCACACCUGGUGCAUAAUUUUCAUGCAACUUCGAAAAUCACUUCGAGAAAAAAAACAUUUGGUACGAAGAUAUGGCUUUAAAGUUUGGCUAAAAGUGAAGUAAAGCCGUUGGCAAGGUGUUGACAGCAAACCAUGGCAUUGCAAAAACUAACGCCUGCUCGUAUACGCGGGGGGCUGACUUCAACACAUUGAUUGAUAACAAUGUUUAUCGUUCUUUCGUUGGUUUGUGAUUUAAAUUACGCACCUUCAUUAGUUGUUGAUAAUUGUUUCCUUUUUUUCGUUUUGAUGAUGGCAAAAUGUGUGAAGUGUGUAUCAUAUCAGGGAAAAACCGAAAGUUUCGUAAGGCCUGGGUAUUUCUUGGGCCAGGGUGAUGCAAGGGUUUGAACAAAUGGAGAGAAGAAAUAAAACAACUAAAUACGUCCAAUUGGGAAGUUCUGGAUCCCACAAUCACAUACAUAACCAUAAUGCGACACAUUUUUUGCAAACUGCAGAAGCAACGUGCGCAUCCUCUCAGCUACUUAUAUUUAGGACAAGUAAACUCGAACAGAAACGGAAACUUGGCUUUAAGCGGAGUGUGUGCAAAAGGGAAAAAGGGAAAACUGUGCAACAUAACAUGUGAAGGUAUGAUACAGCUUGUGGAUUUAAAAACAAAAUCGGUUGUGUAGGAAGGGAAAAUAGAGCGGGGAGGACAGUUCAGAACGUUUUCCCGCCCCGAAAAAAAAACAACGGCACCUACUAUUUCUUACAACCCCGGUUUUUACAACGUUCAAACCUGUUACAAGGCACCUUAAACACUUAAACCUCUCUCACUCUCUCUCUCUCGCGCGCUCUUCCUUCAUUAGGCUCGGUCGGAAGACUAUGAAGAGUAUGAAAAGUAUUAAACACAAACACCUUUCUCAUACACACUGACACUGACACAUGCACGUUAUCCAAGAUGGUGCAAAACUCUAGAGUGAUCUAUUAAUGAAUUUAUCUAGCUAGGCCUCAAACUGUAGAAGAAAAAAAAACACACACAGAAAAAAGGAUAAGAGGAUGUGAGGGAAUGUGAGAAGCAAACGAAAUUUACCCUCUUCUAUGUAGCUAAUAACCUUCCACUUCUAUAAAAAAAGGAGAAGCAAACAGAGAAGAAAACCAAAUCAAUCUUACACUGCUCUCAAAACACAAAUGCUGCGAUUCAAAAAUUAAUAACACACAUUUUGCAACAACAAAAAAAAUGCGUAAGAAGUUUCUAGUGAUAUUCGAUUUCUUCUUUCUUCUUAUAAUAUAUUACUUAAAAGAAACACACAGUCACACACAUACACAAUAGAAACACAACAACCCCCCGUGUCCGUUACUGGGGGGGCGCAAGCGUUACUAAAUCUCGUAGAGGACAGAGACACUGGGACGGUUACGGUUAUAAGUAUAUUUUUAUACAGCAAAGCUAGUUAACUAAAUGCUAAAACCGUAGUAAUUAGGGGUGGAUUUACACUAAGGGUGUAAUCAUCUUUCCAUCUCUCUCUCUUUCUCUCUCUCUCGCUCUUACUACCUCCCUUCCCCGUUUAUCCCCUCCUUCCAAAACACACUCUUUCUUCUCGAUCAUCACUCUUUCACUCUUCGCAUAGUGCGUUAGAGGAUGCCAUAAGCAAUCAACAGUCAGGCUACUUACUACUGUAGUAAUAAUACUUUUGCUAUUCCACGAGAUGAUCGUUAAGGCGAGAAGAGACGAUAAUAGGUGACAAACAUCGAUAGAUAAACAACCUCCAACAAAAGAAACAAUCUACCCAAGAACGUGUUCUUUCAUUCCAACUAUUUCCCGUGAUUAGCGGUGAUCAAAUCACGGUAGCUUUUCUGCGCAAAUAGUAUAGACUUUAGGGGGCACGGUAGUUCUAGAGGGAUUUUCUCUUGUCCCGCACUCCCGUUUUUUAAUUGAAUUGGAUGAUCGCUUCUGAAGAAGACAAGAAAACAGCUACCAAAACUACCUUUAAAUUCCGCGUUGUCCUUUCUUUACUUCUCUCUCACACACACACACAGACAGAAACACAUUUUCUCUCACUCUUUAUCUCUUACUCUCUAACUCUCUCUUACCUAAUCUGUUGUACGUUUGUAAGUAAAAUGGGGCGACGGGUUUAUUGCUUAACGAGGUUUUUGCGAUCCGGUAGGGAUCGAGUUUUCCGAGGCACACAUACACAUAAGUUGAUACAGCACACCUCACAGCAAACCCAAAAACCUGUAUCUUUCUUCCAAAUAGUUCACUGUCGACAGGAAAGCUACUUACCGGAAGUUUAUAUGAAAAAGAGAGUUAGAAUUUAAACCUCUCCAGCCAGCGAGAUUAGAGGAGCAAAGUUUUCCUAUUUGAAGCUAGUUCAUUUCCGUAACGCACAUACUUAUCAAUCUAAGAUGAACUCGAUGAACUUAAACCUACACAUCUUACACGCAUACACUGGACAAAGAAGAAAGAAAUAAAGAAAGAAAAAAAACCUAGCAAUUAUCGAUAACUGCUCCUAAAAGUGAAUGAAAUGGUACUAAGCGCGAAGUAAAACAAAACGAAACUGAAAAGAGAAACAUGAAACAAGAGCAUAAGGUAGAACAAAUGAACAUAGUAAAAUAAAGAGAACAACGGCAAAAGAAAAGUGAGAAUUGUAAAAGUAACAGUUAAGAAACGAAACACACCAUAUACAUAUACACACACACUAUUACAACACAGCAAAAUGGUUUGGCCUGGUAGAGGAGAGUAUGAAAGAGCGAAAACAUAUUUGAAAAGAGGAAGAAAAUAAUGAUUAAAAAUAACAAGCAAGCUUUAACAUAUUUUUAAAACAAAGCCACAGCUCAGAUGCACAGUGAGAGCAUAAGCAAACACAUACACAGAAAAAAGUGAAGAAAACAAAAAAAGAAAAUAAAACCAACCAGUCGAAGAAAGAAACUAUAAAUACAUAUAUAAAUCAAUUCCCACACCCUAUGCGAAUGGUAACAAUUACUAGAUUUGACAGAAGUUCUCCAAAGCAAAACAGUAAUGUUUUACAAGAAAAAAAAACAAACGAUUGCACUAGACACGCGCAUAAGCAGAAGAGAAUUAAUUGUUAAGUAAGAAACACCAAUAAAAAAAAAGAAUAAAUAAAAUAAACCGAGAAAAAAAAACAAACAAAACGCAUAGCAUCUCCUGUGACAAAUCAAGCUUAGUGACGUGAAAACGUGACGUUUCGCGGUAUGAUAAAAAAACAACGCGGCAGACGAAUGAGUGAAAAUAAAAGCAAACAAGUGUUGCGACAACAAGUUGAAAAAUAAAGCAAAUCUCUUUAACCACACUGUUACUUGAUCGGUAGUGUUUUUUGGGCAAAGUGGCGUCUCUCUAUCUAUAUCUAUCUCUCUCUCUGUAUCUAUAAGGUUGCAAAAUGGAACAUGUUUGAUAGCGUUUAAUCAGUAGGUAAUACCUACUUCCUAGCACCUACAUCUCGACUAGCGAAACACCCAUCGGUUGUUCCACAAUUAGGAUUCGGUGGAAAAGGCUCCGCAUAUUUGCAACCAUUUUUGCAUGUUACACGCUUUGAAAAGCAUAAUGACGCCGACGCCGAUUAAAUAUUGCUGCCCUUUAGCGCUGUGACCCACGUCAGCACGUUUUCCCGUUCGAUCGAACGCAGCAAUCACCGGAGAGAAUUUUGAGAAAAGUCUGAUAGUGUUUUCCUUCCAUUCUUCCCCUUAAAGCUCCCCUUCCUUUCAUCCCCUCCUUCACACAUCGAAUCUGCUGAUUUGUGCGACUUAAAGUAAAAGUAGUACAUGAAAAAACAAACAGAAAACCCACAAAGGUAAGCUGACUUAACCAGACAAAAUCGAGUGAAGCCAUCGAAGGUUCGUUGAAAUCGUCCACUAGGAACGAAUUUGCUAGGAACCGUCGAAGCAUUUUGGUUGUGAGCUUCUUAUGUUUGUUAUUUGCUCUCUGUGCGCUGGGUGGCACUUAUUUCAUACGGUAUUUAGUUUUAAUUUACAAAUAUAAAAACAAACGUCACCUUGGCAGACGUUCACGUAGAGAUACCCGUUUUACCUAGCGAACGAAAUAAUGUUCUCGUGUUCUUGUUCAAACGAUAUAGCUAGAAUGGGGUUUUCACUUUUUUCUUCAUGAACAAACAGAAAAAAUGCAGCAAACGAACAGUUGCAGACGCGAAUAAAUAUAGUAUCAAGUCAAACUAUAGCUUUAAACCGUUUUCACUACACUAAAACACUGCAAAGUAAAAAAUACAAAACUAUUGAACUAUGCGCUAGUAUGUAGAAUGCCUAGUGAACGACAAAAUGCCCUUUCGGUUUUGCUACUUGCUUAAAACGGGUGGUUUAUUUUGUAAGCAAUAUCAACACUGAAAGAAAGAAAGUGUGAAACUUAAGCUUCCUCUUGAUACAACCUAUGGAAACCGAAACAAAACGUGUUAAUGUUGGCAAAGUUUACUGGAAAGGGAAAAGAAAAAGAAAGUCAAGAUGACGAGAAAAUGUUGUUUGAAAAAAACUACAAAACACACAUUGGAACAGAAACAAUGAAGAUUUUAUUGGGGUUUUCAUUAUUCUCCAGCAACAGAGAAGAAAAUGGUAAAUUAUUGAAAAAGUUGAGGAUAAACUAAGAGAAAACAAGAGAAAAUAAAACCUUUUUU